This is a messenger RNA of Cooperia oncophora, 411 nucleotides long. The record is from the annotation of a GenBank genome assembly. NCBI's taxonomy places the organism in Eukaryota, Metazoa, Nematoda, Chromadorea, Rhabditida, Trichostrongylidae.
AUGAAACACCUAGUACUAAUUGCGCUCUUCGGCUGUUGCCUAGCCAUGCGACAACAAUCUGUGGCCAUCAAAGGAAAAUUGGUGUGUGGACCUAGGCCGGCAUCUGGAGUUUCGGUAAAGCUUUGGGAAGAAGAUGACGGUCCUGAUCCCGACGACCUCCUCGACCAAGGCUAUACUGCCCCUGAUGGCACUUUUAUACUAAAGGGAUCGGAACGUGAGCUUACCACGAUUGACCCAGUUUUCAAGGUGUACCACGAUUGUGAUGACGGGAUCAAGCCCGGCAAGCGAAAGGUGAAGUUCCGCAUCCCUCAAUCCUACAUCACUAAUGGACCGGUUGCCAAACGCAUAUUCGACAUAGGAGUGCUGAACCUAGAGACGAUCUUUGCUAAGGAAGAACGUGAACUAAUCUAA